ACAAGCUGUUAUCACGGGUAAGCUUUUUCAUGUGUAUCCCGUUAUAAACGUAUUUCAUUUUCCAACUUCGUUUCAGUAAUGUACACGAUAACGCACGGUCGUGUUUAAAAAGGCGCAUCCGUUUUACGCAGCGCAGCGUGCAUUUCGUAAGCCUAGAAGCGUCGGGCUCGGGGUUUUUGUUGUCGCGAUUUUACAUUUUACCUCUUUCAUAUAAUAUUAUCAUCUUUCUUAUCAAAUUUUAGACCGAUAAACCUGUCUUUCAUCAAGCGAAUAGUUCGAAUUUCGAAAUAUGUUAUUUGUAUUGUAGUGAUUUGUGAUCGAAAUGGAGAUAUCAAUUUCGGCGGCACCUUUGGAUUUUAGUUUAUCUAUGAGAAAUGCCAUCAGAUCCGAACCGUCUCAAGAACGUCAUAAUCCCAGUCUUUUGAAACUUCUGCAAGGAAACAACGCUGCUCGCAAUAAAGAUACGGAGACCAAUAGCGCUUUUCGAAUUGUCACGCCGAAACUUAAAAUCGAAGAUCAAAUAAAAUUUGGCGUAAAAAGACUGGUUGAAAAAUUAGACGACGACGAAAAUGAUCAUCGAAACGAUAAACAUAAUAUUAACGAAAUCAUAUAUCAGAAUCCGAAUCGAUUAAGAGAAUUAUAUCAUAAUAAUAUAAUCACGAUGUCUGAUAAAUACAUCGAAACGUCGGCAUCUGAUCAAAAAUCUUCAUCGCCAGAGCUGCGAGAGCGAUCACCUAUUUCGUCGCCAGAAUUGGAAGUGGAUAGUCCAUCAACGUCGCCGCCUCUGGAUGUCACUUGCAGGACACCGUCGCCUUUUUCAAAACGGCCGAAGAAUUCGGAAUCGUUUAGCGUAAACGCUUUACUCAAACCAGACAUUCCUAGAAUAAAUCGAAACACAUUUCAUCCGGCAUUUGCAGAGACCAUAUCGGUGACGAGAUCGUUACUCUAUCCGAAUCUAACUUUUCCGGACAUUCUAAUAAAAGAAGGAAAAGAAAUGAACACCAGUUCGACGACCGUACUACCAAGACACAUUCAUAGCUUCGGUAUACCUCAUAAUGUUUAUAGUGUUCAAAAUGCUUCGACUUUGAGUAAAGAUAACGUCGAUUUUAUCGACGCGAAUAGAAAUUUUUUAGCCGGAUCUUUAUACCUUAGUUUAGAAGCUGUACAAGCUGCAGCUGCAGCAAUGGCAAGUCCGCCUGCGAUUAAUCAAGGAACUAAAAUAAACGGAAUAUUUCAUAAUUCUUUCAACUCGCAUAGUCCUCCCGUGGGCGAAGAUUUGUUACGUAUCCGGCAGCAUUUUUUGGUAAACGGCAACAUCGGGAAUCAUUCGUCUCACGACAUUUCCAUGGAAAACAACCAAUCCUCCAAUCAUCAGCAUGUUUUAUUACGAAAUUCCGGCCUAGGGGAUAUAUUUUCUUGUAUUAAAUGUGAUAAAAUGUUUCCUACUUCGCAUGGUUUAGAGGUACAUUCUCGAAGAUCGCACAGUGGAAAAAGGCCUUUCGCAUGCGAACUUUGUAACAAAACUUUCGGCGCUGAAGUCAGUCUAAGUCAACAUAGGUGGCUAUGUUGUCGCCGAUCUGUUCAUAAUGUCGAGAAAGUAUUUGAAUGCAAACAAUGUGGGAAAACGUUCAAAAGAUCGUCAACCUUAUCAACUCAUCUGCUCAUACAUUCAGAUACUAGACCAUAUCCGUGUCAGUUUUGUGGCAAAAGAUUUCAUCAAAAAUCAGAUAUGAAAAAGCACACGUACAUUCAUACAGGAGAAAAACCGCAUAAAUGUCAAGUGUGUGGGAAAGCUUUUAGUCAAUCGUCUAAUUUAAUAACUCAUAGCAGAAAGCACACAGGAUUCAAGCCUUUCGCCUGUGAUUUAUGCGGUCGAGCAUUUCAAAGGAAAGUGGAUCUUCGUAGACAUAAAGAAACACAGCAUACCGAACUGAGAGCUUUAACUUGAAGAUUUUAACGACUCAACUACAUAUAUAAGCCAAGCUUAAUUAUUACAUUUUCUAUUUCCAAAAAAUCCAACAGAUUGGCAAAAAAAUUAAAAUACUCAUUCAUGUAAGUUAGAAGUCAAAGAGAAAGACAAUCAUGAUGGUUUCAAAUUCACAUUUAACGCCACACACGUACAGAUGGAUUCAUUUUUACAUAUUUAUGUGAAUGGUGUUUUCUGCAAUACAAAAUAGCCUAACUUAAUCGAAAGUUUGUACAUUAUUCCUGAAUUACCACCUAUUUACCUUCUUAAAGGUUGUAAUAGGUAUGUUACUCGUCCUACCCGUAACAGUUUCGUGGUCAAAAGUAUAUAAGGUGAUCAAAAAAGGAGAAGAAGAAUUUUUUUUGUUUUUCUAAGUGUGUAACUUAUCCAAAUUACAUACAAUAUCAAUUAUGUUCGAAAGGAGAAUUAUAUUUUUAUUAAGUAAGGUUUGAUUUUUAUUUGAACCAAAAAAAUCCCUUUUACCUAGUCGCUAAAGAGGCAAAAAGUGAAGUACCCAAAAGCCACUUGGCUAGGAAACUGAAUGUUUAAUGCGUAAGAUUAUCGUUGAAUUGGCAUAUUUUUAGGACCUUUAUCGCCAAACAAUCUUCAAUUUUAUCAUUUUUAAUCCGCCAAUUAUGUGACAUUUUCAAUUUUUUAUUUCAAUUAAGUUUUGUUACCUUUUGCUUUUAAAAGUAUACCUUUAAGUUAAAAGCAUUUUUAGUGCAAUUUCUAUAGAUCUAUACAAUUCUUCCAUUUUUUUUUCUUUUUAUUUUUCAUUUGCCACAAGAAAAUAAAGUGUGUAAAAUUAUUUCUGUUAUGAAUGUUGUUUUGCAUUAGUGUAUACUAUUUAGCCAGUUACGUUUCACUUCGCGUUAUUUAUUUUAUUUUUAAGUGUUGGUAUUCAACUUAUCAUUCGAUGUUAUUUUGUAAAUAGAUGA
Molecule: messenger RNA, 2904 nt
Organism: Planococcus citri (citrus mealybug)
Lineage: Eukaryota; Metazoa; Arthropoda; Insecta; Hemiptera; Pseudococcidae
Product: zinc finger and SCAN domain-containing protein 30-like
Exons: 5
Coding region: 323-1948 (541 amino acids)
Source: RefSeq, a predicted model, not a curated record